Gloeophyllum trabeum ATCC 11539 is the source of this 159-nucleotide messenger RNA. RefSeq lists its product as uncharacterized. The transcript has 3 exons. Bases 1 to 159 code for a protein of 52 amino acids. The record is from RefSeq and is a predicted model, not a curated record. NCBI's taxonomy places the organism in Eukaryota, Fungi, Basidiomycota, Agaricomycetes, Gloeophyllales, Gloeophyllaceae.
AUGUCGCUCGUCAACUUCAAGUCGAAUGCAUCAGCGGCUGAAGACCUCAGACCUACCGUGAUUGCCGUAACAGAUGAAGGUGGUCAGAUCUUCUCUGCUGGUGGGUUAGUCGGUAUCCUUGCUCGCUGGGCCUUGGCAGCUGGGUUGGGUGUGGGCUAG